GGCUCGAGUUUCCCGAGCUCUGGCGCGCAGCGGUUUCCCAGUGCAGGGCGCCCGACUGUUGAGUUUUUUGGUUCUGCAUCGCCGCUCCACAUGGCUGAUCUUCCUGGCCCAGCUAGCCAGCAGGCAGGCUCUGUGUCAUCAACGGCCCCAGCCCCUCAAGAGGAUCGUUUCGAGAGGGCGAUCCGGGUGGAGACGCUGACGAACCUGGCGCCAAACAACGCGGUGAAGGCCGAGGAUCUGUCGGUGUUCCUCGGCGGCAGGUGCCUCCUCGCGAACACAGAGCUGAAGAUCCCGGAGGUCGUCCGCACCGUCGAAGUCCCCCAGGCAGGGUCUGCGCCGAAGCUCGUUCGCCGGGGCACCUGCUACGGUUUGGUCGGGCCCAAUGGCUGUGGGAAGAGCACGCUCCUGAGGCUCAUUGCCGAGGGCCAGGUGCCGAGGCCUGCCGGCUGGGAACCUUUUCUGGUCGGGCAGCAUUUGCCGCCAGCGUUGCCUAGGACAGUCGUCGAGGAAGUCCUCUCCGCAGAUGCCCAGCGUGCCGCUCUCCUCGCGGCGCAGGCGGAGCUGAGGGUCGAGCUGGCGACGCUCGUGGGCGGCACGGCAGCCUGCGAUGCCGAGGCAUUCGUGCGCGCGAGUGACAAGCUGGACGAGGUCCAGCGUCACUUGGCGCAGCGAGAAUGCGCUGCCCAGGAGGUGGAGCGCGUCCUCGUGGCCCUGGGCUUUCGCUGCAGGUUGGCGCAGGAUGCAGAUCUGGCUCCUGUCGAUGCCGGAGGCGCAGGCGGCCCUGGCGGUGGUGGAACGUGGAGUGGUCGCCCCUCGCAGAGGCCCACGGUUUGCGCGUCGAUGCAGCACCUCUCUGGAGGCUGGCGAAUGAAAGUGGAGCUCGCGAAGGCGUUGUGGCUCAAGCCCAAGCUGCUGCUACUGGACGAGCCGACGAACCACCUGGAUUUUGAGGCGCUGCGCUGGUUCGAGGAGCAGCUUGAGGGUUACCCAAGCACCACUGUCAUCGUGUCUCACGACGUCAGCUUCCUCCACUCCGUGUGCCACGAGAUCUUCUGGAUGAAAGACUUGAAGAUCGAGUCGAUGCCUCGGGAUCUGGUCUCGCAAGAGGACCUUGCUCGCAUGCAGAGGCGCAAGGGCUUGAACUUCACCUUCGCGGUGCCGGUUGACGGCAGCCUGCAGCACCAUGGUGUCUCUGUGCACGAUGUCGAGUUCAGUCAUCCCUCUGAUUGUUGCAACUCCGUCCCUGCUGCCCCGCAGAUCAAGGUGAAUGGCGCAGUCCGCUUCAGCACGCAGAGCCGCGCAGUGAUGCUGGGUCGCAACGGCAGUGGCAAGUCGACGUUCUUGGGCCUGUGCACUGGGGCCCUGCGACCGACGAGGGGCAUGGUGGACCGCACGGCCGACUGCCAGGGAAGGGUGGCGAACGUCACGCGCUGCUCCUGUUUGCCCUUCCAGGUCGGCUAUUAUUCCCAGCUGAUGGACGAGCUGGAGCCUCACGGGGACGUCUCAGCCGUCGAUUUCUUGGUGGCCACUUGCUCCGACCAGCUGCACGAGCGCCUCGAUGUGAGAGCUGCGGCGGCGGCCAAGGCGGCCCAGCGCAGGGGGUCCAAGGCCAAGACCGUGUCUGCGGCUGUCAACAAGCGGCUCAAGGAGGUCGCUCGAGGGGUCCUCAGCAGCUUCGGCUUCGAGGGAGACCUGGCGGUUUCGGUCCCUGUCGGCAGCCUCAGCGGCGGGCAGAAGGCGCGCUUGAAGCUCGCGGCACUGUCGCUGCGCCCUUCGCACAUGCUGUUCCUUGAUGAGCCCACCAACCAUCUGGAUGCCGAGGCUUGCGAGGCCCUCGCGAAGGGCCUGUCUGAGUUCAAGGGCGGCGUCGUCGUGGUCACACACGACGACCUCCUCAUCUACCGGCUGGUCCAGUGCAAUUGGGCCGAGAGCCAGCUCGUGGUCGCCCGGCGAGGCGAGGUCUCGUGCAGGAGAGACUUCGGGGGACACUGCCUCAAGACCCUGAAGGCCGAGAUGCGCCGCUCCGAGGCCGAGG
This is a messenger RNA of Prorocentrum cordatum, 2035 nucleotides long. The record is from the annotation of a GenBank genome assembly. Lineage: Eukaryota; Dinophyceae; Prorocentrales; Prorocentraceae.